AACAGUCCGCGAUCGUGUUGGCAGCAUAAUAUCCUGCUGCUAGGAGAACUAUAAUCAUCUGUUUAGCUAGCUUGAAUCGAACAGAGCGUGUCACCUGUCCCCAAUGGGGUUCAAUAAGACGUACAUCAGUAUCGGGUAUGCCUCUUUUGGCAUGCUUAUGGGAUUCUCAGCGUUUCUCGUGUGGAACAUCGCGUACAACCAACCAUGGACAGCUGCAAUGGGAGGAUUAUCAGGUGUGCUGGCGCUCUGGGCCCUCAUCACCCACAUCAUGUACCUGCAGGACUACUGGCGCACCUGGCUGAAGGGCCUCAAAUUCUUCCUCUUCAUCGGAGUCGUCUUCUCCCUGCUGGCCGUGGUGGCUUUCAUCACCUUCCUCUCCCUUGCCAUUACCAACAAAGAGUCCAUGACUGACCCGAGGAGCCUGUUUCUUUCGGGCGUGUGGAGCUUCAUGACUCUAAAGUGGUCCUUCCUGCUGGCUCUCUAUUCCCACCGCUACCGCAAGGAGUUUGCCGACGUCAGCAUCCUCAGUGACUUUUGAUGAGGGCCCUUGAACAGCCCCCCACCCAAUGGAGGUCUAUGGAAGACUAACUAGCAGGGAUCCUAACCUGAGGGUGCUAACUAGGGGAGAAAGGAGGGAGUGAAGAUUUGAGGGGUUGGUGAAGCCAAGUAGUCAUGACGAGGAUGAGUGCUGGAAUGAGGGUUGAUCUGAAAGGCGUGGGGUAGCUGCACAUACACCAGAUGUCUUCCACCAAUCGCUUGCUUAUAAAUCCACGUGGAGGGAGUGAACGAGUACACACUUUGGGGAGAAGGGUAGUGAACCCCCUCUCUUUCUAUAUCUGUAAACAGGGUAUGCUCAACCCCUGCCAGGCCAGUUUAUCCACAAGUUCAUCCCUAUGUUAUGCCUUUUAUGGAUUUGACUGUUCCCAUGUGUAUGUAUGUGACACUGUCUGUGCUCCUCUUGUAUGUCUUCAACACAUGUUUUUAGAGUCAAUAUCUCCCUUUUUAUGAGAUUUGAAUCUUCUUUUGGUGACUUUGUGGGUAAUCCUUGUUAAUUGUGUACAUCACGUGUGAAAACUCAUUCCACGGAGGGCCUAGUGUCAGCGGGUUUUCGUUCCUCCCUUGUACUUGAUUGAUGAAGGUCACUAAUUAGUAAAAAAAACUCCUUUCACCUGGUUGCCUCUGUUUUAAUUGAAAGGAAAACCCCAAAACCUGCAGACACUAGGCCAUUCGUGGAAUGAGUUUAACAACCCUGCUGUACAUCUUCCUGUGCUUAUAUACCUUGGAACAUAUUCUUAACAAGAUAUAUAAUUGAUGUGGUUAUGAUAGAGAAUUCGUUUCCAUUCUCUUGCCACAAGGGGGAGUCAGUCGAUCAAAUGUUGCGGCUGUUGGCAAAACAUCCCACUCAUUUAGAAAGUUGUUAGAAAACAGAGCAAAGUUUAUCUGCAUACAUAUAAAACAUGCAUUAUACACAACAAAAGGACACGUCACAGGCCUGUUUGGGGAAGUAGUCUCUAGUAGUCUUUAUUUUUAAUUUUUAGGAUGACUGUUUUGAUCUGUGCUAUCGACGUGUGAACUUUUAGUCCACAGAAACCUGCUGUCACUUCGGAGUCAAGUGUAUGUGCUGAAGCAACUACAUUUAGAGUAUCAUGUCUCAACACUUAUGUAUUAUGGUACAGUUAUAAUGCUUUGGAAAUGAGACUUGUAUAAUGUCUUCUAGCGUUACACCUGUCAGUGUUCGACACUAUUUCAAAACAUCCCCCACAAAUAGUUUUUGAAGAGAUUAUAUGAAGAAGGAUUGCACUAGCGUCACAGAAUGUUAGAACAACUGCCUUUUUUUCACAACAGUUGCCAAUGGAAACCCAACUGCCUCGUCUUAUUUGAACGGAGAACGCUCAAAGGAGGGAGCUCCUUUUGUGGAAUUUGUGUCAUUGCUGUGCCUUCGCUUUAGCUCCCAAACGUUAUUCACCAUCAUCAUACUGCUGCUUAUGGAGAUUAAUUUGAUUGUGCUCUACCUUUUUUUUCCUUGACAUCUGUUUGCUUCUCUGUGGGCUACCACAUGUAUCAUAUUGUACUAUAAAGAAACAUGACAUUGUGUAUAUCCACUUGUGUGUAUGUCUGUUGUACAGGUAUGUCUGCGUGAGAGCCAUAUUAAUAAAGUAUAAUUUUAUGACA
Oncorhynchus nerka (sockeye salmon) is the source of this 2172-nucleotide messenger RNA. RefSeq names its product heme transporter hrg1-A-like. Gene Ontology annotation, biological process: heme transport. Gene Ontology annotation, molecular function: heme binding; heme transmembrane transporter activity. Bases 104 to 538 code for a protein of 144 amino acids. The record is from RefSeq and is a predicted model, not a curated record. Gene Ontology annotation, cellular component: lysosomal membrane; plasma membrane. The transcript is spliced from 4 exons. Lineage: Eukaryota; Metazoa; Chordata; Actinopteri; Salmoniformes; Salmonidae.